GCGACGCCUCACGGAACUGCGUUCUCAGCUUUCAAACAGGGCAUCCGGUCCGGUCGUUGCAGCGUGUCCUAUUCAAACUGUAAAUAAGUAGCAAAAUAUCACCGAUUCAUUGCCACCAAACAGACUGUUUGUACCUGCAAAGACAGACAAACUAUCAAGCAAGAUGAGCGGCUCCAAGGAUUAUCAAGGCGGAAAGGCCUUUGGACAACUUCGUCAAACUCAAGAAAAUGAUCUGGAUGCCAUCAACCUGCUGUACAUGGACGAUGCAGACAAUCUUGAAGAAUACCCGGACCUUGCAGAGAAGUUGGACGCCUACAAAAAACAAUUUAUGGAAUUUGAUGAAGAUAAUUCAGGAGAUAUCGAUAUAAUGGAGUUGAAAAGAAUGAUGGAAAAACUCGGUCAAGCCAAAACUCACCUUGAAUUGAAGAAAAUGAUUUCUGAAGUGGAUACGCGGAAUUCAGGUACAAUUGACUACAAGGACUUCUUAACCAUGAUGCUGGGGAAAAAGAGUUCCGUUCUGAAAUUGAUUUUGAUGUUUGAAGAAAAGAAGAAAGGAAAGGAGCGGCCCAAAGGCCCAGCACCCAAACGAGAUUUAUCAUCACUCCCUUGACGCAGCCAAACCUCUUUUCCAUGAGCAUCAGAUUUUUACGUCCAUUGCUUACAUUUCAAAAUAUUCUGAAAAAGGUUUAAAUAAAAUCAGCAGACAUUUAAUAAACAAUAUAUAUUUAUACAAAAUUCUUGCUUAUUUCAUAAAAAUGGGGUAUUUUGAUUUAAUAACACAUUUUUCUACACGAUUAUGUUAGUAUUGUAAACGAUUUUUUGUUAAUUAUAUGCAUGUUCUUGC
Molecule: messenger RNA, 844 nt
Organism: Rhopilema esculentum
Lineage: Eukaryota; Metazoa; Cnidaria; Scyphozoa; Rhizostomeae; Rhizostomatidae
Product: allograft inflammatory factor 1
Biological process (GO): actin filament bundle assembly; ruffle assembly
Cellular component (GO): ruffle membrane; actin filament
Molecular function (GO): actin filament binding; calcium ion binding
Source: RefSeq, a predicted model, not a curated record